AUGAUCCUCAUCGGCCUGACCGGCUCCCUCGCCACCGGCAAAUCCACCGUCUCCACCCUCCUCCGCUCCCCCCCCCACCACCUCCCCACCAUCGACGCCGACGCCCUCGCCCACCGCGCCAUCCUCCCCGGCACCCGGGGCUACACCCUCAUCCUCUCGCACUUCGGCCCCACGACCCCGGACCUGCUGCAGCCCCUCGACCCCAGCGCCCCCCUCGGCGUCGGCGCCAACGCCACCCGGCCCAUCGACCGGGCCGCGCUCGGCCGGCGCGUCUUCGGCGACGGCGACGCCCAGCGCCGCGACCGCGCCGCGCUCAACGCCAUCGUGCACCCGCUGGUGCGGCUGGCGAUGGCGCGGGAGGUGCUGGGGCAUUUCGUCCGGGGACGCUGGGCCGUGGUGGUGGACGUGCCGCUGCUGUACGAGUCCGGGCUGGACGUGUGGGCGUCGGUCGUGAUCAUGGUGGCCGUGUCCUCGCCGGCGGUGCAGAUGCGGCGGCUGCGGGCGCGGGACGCCGGGCUCAGCGCGACCGAGGCGGAGGAUCGGGUCGGGAGCCAGAUGGGGGUUGGGGAGAAGGUGGGGCGGACGCGGGCCCGGGGGCCGCGGAGGGGGAAGGUGGUGCUGAAUGAUGGGGACGGGGGGGAACUGGAGCGGGAGGUGGGGCGGGUGAUGGGGGAGGUGAGGGGGGAGGGGGGCGGGAGGGCGUGGGGGUGGUGGUUGAUGGGGAGUCCGUACGGGGUGGCCGGGGUGAGUGCGUGGGAGGUGUAUCAGGGGUGGAGGGCGAGGAGGCGGUGGGAGGAGGAGAGGGCGGGGGAGAAGGCGAGGUUGUGA
Letharia lupina is the source of this 828-nucleotide messenger RNA. RefSeq lists its product as uncharacterized. Gene Ontology annotation, biological process: coenzyme A biosynthetic process. Bases 1 to 828 code for a protein of 275 amino acids. The transcript has a single exon. Lineage: Eukaryota; Fungi; Ascomycota; Lecanoromycetes; Lecanorales; Parmeliaceae. The record is from RefSeq and is a predicted model, not a curated record. Gene Ontology annotation, molecular function: ATP binding; dephospho-CoA kinase activity.